Molecule: messenger RNA, 1660 nt
Organism: Daphnia pulicaria
Lineage: Eukaryota; Metazoa; Arthropoda; Branchiopoda; Diplostraca; Daphniidae
Exons: 6
Coding region: 182-1660 (492 amino acids)
Molecular function (GO): protein binding; extracellular matrix structural constituent
Source: RefSeq, a predicted model, not a curated record
AUAUUUGAAAAUGUACUAGCGAAAUGUCUUUGCUUGUAUAAUAUAUCAUUAUCACUGGUUCAGCGUUUCAUGUUACUCUGUUAUCUCUGGGCAAAACCAAGAGGAAGUCAACGUAGUUCAAGUCAAGCAACUCUCUUUCUAUAUUCGUCGAGAAUUGGCCGCAGUCGGAGAGUAGGAAAGAAUGGCCAACUAUUCAGGAGUUAUUCAAGUGUGUUUUUUUCUUUUGGCUUAUUACAUCUGUUUGACGGCUGGAACGAAUUUGGAAAGCAGAUUUUUGCAGUUUGAAAAAAAUUUCGUGAAUGUCAAAGAAGCUUUGGAGGCUAAAGUUGUGACUUUAGAAACGAAAGUGGCUCGACUAGAGGCCAAAGUGGAACAACAAGAAUCGCAAAUCGCUGCCUUGAUAUUGAAGGAAAGAGAGAAAGACCAGAGUUCUUCAACCAAGAAGUUUACGAUGAGUGUUGAACUGAAUCAAAAUUAUAAAAGAAACGCCAUCUUUAGGACAUGUCAAGAGCUUCGCUCAUCAAAUCCGCUGUUGGAGUCUGGCAUGUAUUGGAUCGAUCCUGACGGCCAAGGAGUCGGGGAUGACGCUAUCCAUGUCUUUUGUGACAUGAAAUCAGGCAAAACGUUGAUUGGACACGACAGUGAAUCGAAAAUAGAUGUAGGAAAAUGCGCCGAGCCUGGAUGUUUUUCCAGGAAAAUCAAUUAUUACGCAACAGAUAGGCAAAUUGAAUCUUUAAUCGGAUUGUCCGACAAUUGCAAUCAAACGAUCAAGAUCAAUUGCAAUAAUGCACCGUUGAAUGUCGGUGGUGUUGCCUAUUCUUGGUAUAAUACCAACAACAACAAGUAUGAUGGAAAGCAAACAUUUUCAGACUGGUUGAAAAACUGUGACUCUGGGGGAAACACACAAGACGAUGGAUAUUGGACGAGUACAUUUCUGCCCAUCACACGCCUUCAUUUUGGUGGCACCUUAAAAGGAUCCCUUCAGCACACGCUGGGAAAAAUAGAGUGUGAAGGAAAGGCAAAAUCUGAGGGAAUGCCCAAGUCGUGUGAAGACUUGUGGAGAAUUGGACACACCCUGAACGGAAUUUUUGCUGUAAAGGGAAGUAAAAGCAUCGAAAGUCUCUACUGUGAUUUCAACAGACGGCCCAAUGAAAACGGUUUUCAGAAAUGGAUCGGAUACGCCGACGUCAAAUCUGCGCCCGUCCAUUUCCACGUCACGAGAAAUUCUGAUUCUGAAACACAAAACACUCCGAUUCCGUUCUCGAGGGCGUUGGUGAACGAGGGAAACGCCAUGGAUUUGACGUCGGGGAAAUUCACGGCCCCGCUACCGGGAAUUUAUUUUUUCUCUUUCGCGGCAGUGGCGUAUCUAAAAGAUUCAUCUUAUGUUGAUUUUUAUUCUCGUCUUUUUUUGAACGGGAAUCUAAUCGGGUCGAGUAAUGUUCAUGAGAAUAACGCCCCCGUUGAUCAAGUUAGUCCGUUGACCCUCCAGAUGACGCUCAACUUGAAAAAAGGCGAUCGAGUCUGGGUGGAGAUUGUUUAUUAUGGUUCAUAUUCGGAGAUUGAAUCCUCGUUGAAAUCCUCGUAUUUGUCUGACGGCAGUUCCCACUUUACCCAUUUCACGGGUUUCAUGUUGGAGGAGGAAAUUGCCGCGUCACUUUGA